Molecule: messenger RNA, 396 nt
Organism: Monosiga brevicollis MX1
Lineage: Eukaryota; Choanoflagellata; Craspedida; Salpingoecidae
Exons: 3
Coding region: 1-396 (131 amino acids)
Source: RefSeq, a predicted model, not a curated record
AUGGCGGGCUGCCCUGUUUUUAAAGGCACUUCGACGUCCUACAGCCAGCUCUCGGCCACCCUCCGCGAGUUUGAGAACCUCCUGCCGUCCUGCGACGAGGAACGCAACACCGUGGAUCAGUGCCGUGUGGGAAAAGCCAAUGCCUCCUAUGCAGCGCGUCUGGGCUGGAUGAUGGGCUUGGGCAGUGCCUCGUGCGUGGACGAGGCCAAGGCGUACGAUGCCUGCUUGACCCGCCGAAACAACGUAUCAGAACACAUUUUGAGCAAGUGUGGCAAGUCACACGUCACGAUGGCGUCCAAAUAUGCCCAGUGUAUGCAUGAGCACGGCGAUGACGAGGCCAAAUGUGCACCCAUCCUGACCGAGUUUUUGGACUGUGCUCGCAGCGCAGCUGCCUAA